Molecule: messenger RNA, 393 nt
Organism: Thlaspi arvense
Lineage: Eukaryota; Viridiplantae; Streptophyta; Magnoliopsida; Brassicales; Brassicaceae
Source: the annotation of a GenBank genome assembly
AUGAGCCGAAGUCUUGGAAUACCGGUGAAGCUUCUUCACGAGGCGUCUGGUCAUAUCGUGACGGUGGAGCUAAAGAGCGGCGAGCUCUACAGAGGAAGCAUGAUCGAGUGUGAGGAUAACUGGAACUGCCAGCUCGAGGACAUUACCUAUACCGCCAAGGAUGGUAAGGUAUCACAGCUUGAGCAUGUCUUCAUACGAGGCAGCAAAGUCAGGUUCAUGGUCAUACCAGACAUUCUCAAGCAUGCUCCAAUGUUCAAGCGUUUAGAUGCUAGAAUCAAGGGAAAGAGCUCAUCACUGGGUGUUGGCAGAGGUAGAGCUGCAAUGCGAGGGAAAGCUCCGGCUACUGGGCGUGGAACUGGAGGAAGGGGAGCGGUACCACCUGUGAGGAGAUGA